Purpureocillium lilacinum is the source of this 567-nucleotide messenger RNA. RefSeq names its product ribosome biosynthesis protein nip7. NCBI's taxonomy places the organism in Eukaryota, Fungi, Ascomycota, Sordariomycetes, Hypocreales, Ophiocordycipitaceae. Gene Ontology annotation, cellular component: preribosome, large subunit precursor; nucleus; nucleolus. The record is from RefSeq and is a predicted model, not a curated record. Gene Ontology annotation, biological process: ribosome assembly; ribosomal large subunit biogenesis. Gene Ontology annotation, molecular function: RNA binding.
AUGCGCCCCCUCACAGAACAGGAGAGCAAGACGCUCUUCACCAAGCUCGCCAACUACACGGGCAGCUCGCUCAAGAACCUCAUUGCGCCGCUCGACGACUCGCCAAACGCCGAUCGCUUCGUCUUUCGCCUCGUCAAGGACCGCGUCUACUACGUUCGCCUGUCAAUCGCCAACCUGGCCACGUCGAUAGCACGCGAGAAGCUUCUGUCCCUGGGAACCUGCAUUGGCAAGUUUACCAAGACGGGCAAGUUCCGCCUGCACAUCACCGCCCUCGAGAUCCUCGCCGAGCACGCCCGAUGGAAGGUCUGGGUCCGUCCCAACGGAGAGAUGCCGUUCCUGUACGGCGGCAACGUCGUCAAGGCGCACGUCGGGCGAUGGUCCGACGACUGCCCUGAGCACCAGGGAGUCGUGGUCUACAGCAUGAAUGAUACGCCUCUGGGCUUCGGCCUGACUGCGCGGAGCUCGGCUGAGGCGCGGCGGCUUGACCCGACGGGCAUAACCGUAUUCAGGCAGGCCGACUGCGGCGAGUACCUGCGUGACGAAGACAAUCUGUUCGCUACGACCUAG